Microthlaspi erraticum is the source of this 1389-nucleotide messenger RNA. Lineage: Eukaryota; Viridiplantae; Streptophyta; Magnoliopsida; Brassicales; Brassicaceae. The record is from the annotation of a GenBank genome assembly.
AUGGAAUUUCUCAGAAGAUUUGCUGGAUUCUUCAUCCGACAAGAGAACAUGGAUGGAAGUGGAACAGAUAAUGAAGAUAGGCUGAGCAGCUUGCCAGAUUCUAUGUUAUGUGAGAUACUCUUGAAACUCUCGACAAAGGAUGUGGUUAGAACUAGUGUCUUGUCCAACAGAUGGAGAAAUCUCUGGAGAUCCGUACCUGGUUUGGACUUGAGCUGUGAUGAUCUCCGGGAAUACAACACUUUUGUGAGUUUUGUCGAUAGGUUUCUAGGUUUUAACAGCGAGUUGUGCAUAGAAAAUCUCAAGGUAAAGUACCAGUUAGGUAGUGCUCAUGUCACGCGGUGGAUCAACGAUGUUGUUAAGCGGAGAGUUAAACAUUUAUCAGUUAUUGCCUAUCAUUGGUCGAUUAAUGGAGCCCACAUACCUUCAACAGUUUACACUUGUGAGAGCUUGGUAACCUUGGAGCUCCGUGAAGCAACCUUGCUUAGUCCCAAGUUUGUGUUUUUACCAUGUCUCAAAGUCAUCUCUCUCAUUCGGGUUAAGUUUGCAAACAAUCUGGCUUUCGAAAUGCUCAUCUCAGGCUCUCCACUUCUCGAAAGCUUGUCUCUAGUGACGAUUUCUUUCGAAAAUAUAAAUUGUUUCCGAGUGUGCUCUGAGUCUCUAUUGAGACUCACUCAUUUCGAGAACUACUCUAUUGGUGAAGAUCUAGUAAUUGCUAUUGAUGCUCCCAGGCUACGCUACCUCAAGCUCUCUGACUAUGAUACAACAUGUGUCCCAUGUUUCAUAGUAAAAGAUCUUGGAUCCCUUGUUAAGGUGGAUAUGGAUAUUGUGUUUAAGCUGGGUUAUGGAAGGAGUUUCGAUCCCAAUGAUCUACCAAGGAUAAACAUGAUCCGUGAUUUCUUCAAUGGGAUCUCCACUGCUAAAGAUAUGGUCAUCUCUUCACGUACCCUCGAGGUCAUUUAUGAUUACUUAAGAUGUCAACCACUGCCACUAUUUCCCAACCUAUCUUCCAUGCGUAUCACCGACUACAAGUGGCAAAUGUUACCAGCUUUUCUUGAGAGCUUCCCGAGAUUAAAACGUCUUUUCUUGGAAUCUUGUAGAAACCCCCCGGAGAAGGAAGGAAUUAGUAUUUCAUCUGGACGUCCGUGUUUCUUGUCAUCUCUUGAGUAUGUUGAGAUACAAAAGCCAUGGACGAAUCCACAAAGGAAGGAGAAUCUGUUAUCCUCAAAACACCGGUUAGUGAGUUAUUUUGUUGAGAACUCAACACUAUGCUUGGAUGAUUCCACAAAGGAAGGUGAAUCUCUCAUCCUCAGAAGACCCCUUACUACUCCAAGACUCUCUGCCUCAUGCCCAGUCAACAAUCCUCAAGAAAUUGACUCUAUUCUUGGAUAA